CAUAACCGCCAGCCAGACUGCAAAACACGUUUCUCGGUUGUUACUCUAGGGUAGACCAUAGUAAUGCAACGGAUCGUCAUUGAUCCGUGAUCCGUUCGGAUCAAUUAUUUCGGUUCGGCACACACAUGAUCCGCGGAUUGAUUUAUGAAAAAACAAUUGUGCGCAUGUUCAGUCCACACACAGCGUGGUCAUGGCGAGCGGAGGAACGGAGGAGCUUGAACGCCCCGCGUCAUUUAAAUCCCCUGUUUGGGAGCAUUUUGGUUUCCCUGUCAAAGUUAAUGAUGAAGGAAAGAGGUUAGUGGAUAAAACCGUGACGGUGCGUAGGCACUGUGGCACUAGAAAGCCAUACAACAGUGGAAACACAACUGCCAUGGCCACGCAUUUGCAGCGACAUCACCCCGGUGUUUCACUGACAGGAGUGAAACCGAAAGUGGCUCAACAACCGCUUAUCACCGCGGCAUUUAAACAGCCCCUUCCUGCACAAUCCGACCGGGCUAAAGCUAUCACACACGCUAUCGGUGUGUUUAUAGCUGCAGAAAUGAUGCCAUAUUCAGUUGUGCAAAACGAGGGUUUUAAAUACAUGCUGAGCGUGCUCGAGCCACGUUACAACAUCCCGUCGCGCACCCACUUCAGCGAAAAGAUUGUGCCAGAUCUUUAUGAGCAGGAGAAGAAAAAAGUUGUGGAUGAACUAUCUGUAGCACCCUCUGUUGCACUCACAACAGACGGGUGGACGUCGAGGGGAACGGUGAGCUAUGUGACAAUGGCUAGGCCUACUGAAUGGAAGAGAGUGGAGUAAGAUCAAACAGUUUAAAGAGAAAUGACAUGACUAGGCCUGCUUCCGACCUGAUUUAAGUUUGGGUGUCGAGCCAGAUACUUCGAAGUCGUUCUGUUUUCCAUCAAGCGAUAAUCCAAUUUGCACAUUAGCCUACCUAUUAGUACCCGGUGAGCUAUGUGACAAUAACAGCUCACUUCAUCACAGCAGACUGGGAGAUGAGAAGUCCGGUGCUGCAGACACGCCCCCUCUACGAAAGUCACACAGGCAGUCAUCUUGCGCAGGUACUGACACAAGCAGUGGAGGAAUGGAAGAUAAAGAGGCCCACUACUAAUAUCCCAGUCACAACUGAUCAUGCCAAAAAUCAAAUAAAUGCAGUGAAUGAGGCAGGACUGGGCCCACAGAUAGGGUGCUUUGCACAUGUAGUGAAUUUGGCAUUAGAGAAGGGAAUCUCAGUCAAUAGGAUGGACCGUCUCCUUGAGAGGAUCAGGAAGGUGGUUUCCUACUUCCACAGAAGCACAACAGCUACUCAUGUGUUUGAGACAAGGCAAGAGAUGCUAAAGCCGCCUGCUCAUAAGCUCAUACAUGAUGUCCCAACAAGGUGGAAUUCCACUUAUGAUAUGUUAGAGCGUUAUCUGGAGCAGCAGGCAGCUAUAUACUCUGCAUUGACCGACAAGACCCUAAAGAAAAAUGUCAAAGACAUCAUAACCCUCUCUGAUGAUGAUGUGAGAGUGGCAGAGGAGGUCCUCCAGGGUCAAGCUGCAGAGCCAAUAGGAGCAAACUUGGACACAUCUCCUCCACAAAAGAAGUCGGCGAUGGCAGAGCUUUUUGGAGAGACCUUUGCCAGCAAAGACAUGGACAGCAAGACUCCUGCUGACAUCAUCAAAGAGGAGGUGGCAUUCUACCUGGCAGGAAGCUGCAUUGCAGUGGAUGGUGCUCCACUGACAUGGUGGAAAAGCAAUGAGUGUAAAUACUCUCAUAUUGCUAAGAUGGCAAGAUGCUAUCUCGCUGUGCCAGGCUCUUCAGUUCCUUCCGAGAGAGUGUUCUCAACAGCAGGGGACAUAGUGACUGCAAAGAGGUUCACACUCUCCCCAGACAAUAUUUCCACUUCCUUGCCAGAAGUGUUGCCUUGGAUUUCCCCAGGGUGGUUGUGCCACUAUAAAUGUAAAGGAAGGAGGACAAGAUGGGACAGACAAUCAUCAAUAAGAAUCACCACACCGCUGUACCGCUAGGUCUCCUUCCUCAGGGGGUUGCUACGUCACACCAUUCAAACACCUGAGAUGAAAAGGUUGUUGGUGCUUCUUGCUCUACUGCAUUGGGUGAAGACAUCCAGUUCAAAGAUUAAAUGUAUAACUUCAAGAAGAGCGGAUAACUUGAUGAAAGGUUGGCUUCAUGGGACAGCCCCUCCAAAUGUGGUACCCUCUUACCCUGACUACGCCAACCGCUCCAUCUCCCCCUGGCU
Messenger RNA from Alosa alosa (allis shad), 2234 nucleotides. RefSeq lists its product as uncharacterized. NCBI's taxonomy places the organism in Eukaryota, Metazoa, Chordata, Actinopteri, Clupeiformes, Clupeidae. Bases 991 to 2004 code for a protein of 337 amino acids. Gene Ontology annotation, molecular function: protein dimerization activity. The transcript is spliced from 4 exons. The record is from RefSeq and is a predicted model, not a curated record.